AUGUUCGAUGGUAGGCAAUCGAAAACGUUUGACGGGGAAUUUUCUGUCAAUAUUAGCUAGUCCUACUGAGUGGGCAAGUAACCUUUCCCUUCCUAAAAAUACUAUUUGUGAUGUCAUAAAGGUCUACGUUCCAUGACGUAGCAUGUAGCCCUAAAUUACAGUCCCUGCCUGCAAUAUUGUCCUCACUCUCGACCUGAACUCAAGUUGAAUGUAACCAACACAGACAAGGACAUGCUUUUUGAGAUAUAAAAUAGCUUGAAUGGAUGAAGAAAAGGUAAGCUAAAUGACUUCAUACAAUAUUGGGGGAAAGUAAAAUAGGGUAAAGCAAUCUAAGCGGAUAUUUCUUGUAAAAAGCUAUAACAUAUUGUAAAGCAAAUGUACCAUUCUUUAUAAAGUCACCAGCUUAGCUCUGAUAUGGCUGUAGCUCUAUUUAUGAUGUCCUCUGCACAGAUCUACUCUGACAUUGACAUAUUAUUACUUAUUGGAAUGUCUGUCCUUCAGGUAGCACAGAGGGAGGAUGGUGAUCCUCAGAGGGAAGGAAAGGAAGUUGUUGAGGAAGAACCGGUGGCCACGCCCAAAGAGGAGGCCAAGAAGAGAAGGAAGGCAAAAAGGAAGAGGAGUGGCAAGAAGUCAAGGAAGCUGGGCACUGACAACGAUGCAGUCUCCAGGAAUAAACACCUGGAUAGAGGAUCUGUAAUUGAGCUCCUGGAGAAGAAAGCUGUUAAGGCUGCAUUCGGCCCAGGCAACAAGGAUGAGAUGGAAUACUCCUACCCAAUCCUCAUCUCAUUCCUGCGCAAUCUUACUGAUGAGCAGUGGCAAGUGAUCUACAAAGGACUAAAAAACCCUAUGACGAAGGAACUGCUUGCCAAAUUGUGCAAGACAAUUGUAACCUUCAUCGCACAGACCACCCUGCAGAUCCUGCUGCCAGCCCUGGCCCGCGUACUUGGGGUAAAGGACUUUGCUGACGACGACACUGACUCACCCAAGAGGGGUGGUAGUGCAAGAUCCUUUGCUGCCUUUGACAAGGAAAGACUGGAGCUCAUCCAGGAAGUUAGAUAUCUGGCGAAGAAAAUGUAUAAGGGCGGCACAGGGGCUCAACAUCUCAGGUCCCUAACACCCUCUUCUAAGAGUUCCCAGACCUCAGUGAAAGUCCACCUGGGAAUGACAGAGGACAGAAUCAUCAAAAGUGUCCAGGAGCAACUGUCUGAUCAUAAUAUCCUGUCCUCUUGCCCACCUGAGCUGACUGUUGGUCUUAUCAAGGUGGUGGUCGAACAGCUUAACUCUGCCCUCUCUGCGACCAUCAGCAGAGCCAUUUCAGGGCGGUCCUCCCCUAUUUCUUCUGGUACCCAGGCCGCUGAACAAAUGGUCAACAUGGUCCAGAAAUGUUUUGAUGAUCACACCACCCCAGAGGACCAGAGCUCUACCUCUGUAUUAGAGUCAUGCAUUCCACCUGCAACAGAAGAAGUGAUGACUGUUAUCGCAGAGAUGGUGGGUGAAUUGGAAAAAGAAGAUCCGGAAUUGGCUAAGGUUUUUCGAGAAGUGGCUGUGAAAGUUAAAAUGUUGGCAUCUGGCAGUGACCUUGUAGUGGAGCACCUGGAUGUUGAAGACUCUCCUGUUCCAGAGGAGCUGAACAUAAUAUGUACAUCUUGCAAAGCAAUGAUGCAAAAUCUUGGCACUCUGUUUAGUGUGAAGUUCAAGACCAAAGCCUCAAAGGCUGUGAGUGAAAUUCUUGUGAGAAGGUUAAUGAGCGAUAUCUCUGGUAUGGUUCAACCUUCUCAUUCGUUUAGUACCACUCCAAGCUUGAUGAAUGCAUCUAGCCCAUCUGACAGGAUCCUUGAUUCUGCGGCCAUUGAGCUCAUACAGAUCAAAGUAGAAUCUGAGACAUCAAAAAUAAUUGAUAACUUUGUUGAAGAUGUCAAGGACAUUGUGCAGUAUGCUGAAUUAGAUCGGCCAACAAGCACCCAGAGAGAUACCCAAGUGGGACACUGUACGACAAAGCGGAAACCCUUCCGUGCAGCUCGUAGACUCUGCGAGAGACUUCAGGCAAAGCUGGAGACAUUGUUCCUCAGAAUGGGUGGAGCUCCAGUCCAAGGGGAAGAACUUAUGGAAAAAGCUGACUCCAGUGCUGUGCUUCUGGAGCAUACUGACUCCAGUGAUCUGCCUGUUUCAAUCCUGAGCUUGCCUUCCCCAUGUAGGAGUGAAUCCCCUAUAUCAGAACGUAGUUCAUCUUCUUUAUCUGAUGGAUGUGAUUCAACUGACUCUGUAGGAGAGAAAACACCAGAGCAACCUGAAACCAGUAAGAGUGAGGCAAUACUGCAAGUGGUCAACUCAACAGGACUUGGUUCUCUCCGUAAAUGCCAAAGUGAGAACUCUCAACCAUUACUGUCUCUCUGUGAUUCCAACAUGGUGCCCUGCACCAAAGAGGUCUUGUCCCAGAUUGUGACCAUGUAUAGGUCAGAGGUGGCAGAUUUGGAAUGCACAUCAUCUGUUGCAGAGGGUUCCUCUUCCAACUCCCUUGAAGUCUGUGGCUUUUUGGACAGUGUCAUGUCUUAUCUAGAAGACAUGCCUGUGUCUGGUUCUUCAUGGUUGGAAGGAUUGAGAGAUACUCCAGCCUCAGUCAUUGAGAAACUCUCCAGUGAGGAGUUCCAGAUGAACGCUACCAACGAAGUGCGAAAAAUACUGAUCAAAUCAGUCAGUAGCUUUCCCAGCAAAGUCAGUUCCAGCCAGACAGAUUCUCAGAUGUUGCCAGCAAAAUCAACAAUUUCCUUAAGGCAUACAGAUAUAACUGCUUUUGAAAUCGUUGGAUCAAUUACAAAUGACAUGAAGAGCCUUUUCCCACCCACAGAGUCUUCUACUACUCUAUGGCAGGCAGACUCUAUGCUUCAACAGAGUGAUGAGAAAACCUCAGAGUACACUGAGGCCACACCCAAAGGCUCACAGUCUGGUUUGGAAGUAUCUGAGAAGAAGAUCUGGACAACUGCAAAGACUAUUUACCACAAUGUGAAGACAAAGAUGAGGAAUUAUUUUACAUGGCAAAAUCAAGUCAAAGCAACAACGGCUCAUGCCAAAAAGACCCUCAGCCAUAUUCUGGUUUCAAUUCAGAAAGAGCUGUCAAAAUCUGACCAAACGGUGACUGCGCUUUCACAAAUAGAGAAUGUGGUUGGAAUGAUGCUGAAGGAUGUUGAAAGGGUAAGCAGUGAAUGUGGUGAGGAACUGAUCUAUCAAGCGUCACAGCGUUCUUCCUCCUCGUUGUCAUCCUCAUCUGCCAGAUCAAAGAAGUCAGAGUGGGAAUUUUCACUCCCUGGCACUCCCAUCUCUUCUGAUUUACCAGAGUGUAUUACUCAGCCCAUUGUGAGAUGCUCAGUCAUCGACAUGGGCAAAUCUACUAAGCCAAAAACAUUGGUGUGUGAUGCCAGGGAAAGCAUGUCUGCAAUAGUGGAUACCAUCAUAAAGGAGGUACAUCCAGAGGAAGAAGGGGAGGUUGCAUUCCACCCUGAUCUAACAGCUGCAAUAGCAAGACUGGAGGAGCUCAUAUCUCAGGGUAGGAUUGGUGCUCUCUCACGUGAUCUUACUCACCAAGUCAACCGCAUCAUUUCUGAGAGCAACUUGACCCCUCUGGUUCUGACAGUGGCGGCUGGAAAGAGUGCAUCCGAUACAGUCCUUACUGAGCUGAAGAGGAAUGACAAGACGGUGGGGAAGCCCACAGCUUACAAGCUGGUUCAGCUUUUUGCAGAGGAGUCUGUGAAGCGCCUCUUGCUUCCUAGCCUUGUGCCCUCUACAGCUUCAAUGAGUUUGGCUCAGGGAGUUAGUGUGCCGGCUAGCGUAUCUGAAGAUAGGAUUUCAUGUUCUUUUUCUACAUCAGCAUUUAGUGACACAGUCAGCCUGUUUACCAAAGUAAUGGUAAGCCAGGUCAUGGACUCUGUGGUUUCUGAUGCACAAAGCAGAGGGUCAUCUCCAACCGGAACUGUAACUGAUAUAGGCAGUCUACUGAGUGGUAAGUCCUACCCUCUGCCAUCUUUCUCCGCCAUCAGCAUGACAACAAGUGGGACCUCCAAUGCUGCACGAGGCUUUGAGGCCAACAUAGAUGCUGAGGAAAGGGAUACCAUCAGUUGUUUCGGUGUACCUCAGAGCAUUGUUUGUGAUCAGAAUUCAACCAGCCCGGAUGUUGCCUCGCUUUCAACCCCAUCCACUGACAACUUAGUCGGUGAUGAUGACUUCACCGGCCUCAUCAGCAUGUUAGUGGUGAGACUUCUGUCAAAAAUCCAAACCCAAACUGAUCUGUACCCAACUGACGUCACACGCACGUCACAAGACCUGAUUCCAAAAGUUAUAGCUGCCUUCUGUGCAUGGUCAGGCUGCUCUGAGACCCAAGCUUAUCCCAAGAACCUGAAGAGUCACAAAGUAUACAGCACCGUCUACAAACAUCUGUUGAAGGAGUUUGGCUCAGAGAAAAUACUCCAACUGGCCGUGUCGACUCAGGACUCCACAUUCAAUAGGAUUCUUGUGAAGUCAUUGAGCAAGGAGCUUCUCCACAGUUGUAACGAGGCAUCAAGAGCAGCCUCAAGAACAUCUUUCGAAGCCACCAUGCCAGAAGCUCUUCUCAUGGCUGAAGAUGUGAAGGCUACCAGAGGGAAGCUGUCUUUCCUACAAAGGCUUGCCAGACUGAAAUUCGACUUAAAGCCAUUCAUGAUGGGAAACAAGAAGGAUUCCAAGAAGAAUUCCCGCCAUUCUGAAUCCAAAGACCAGACUACUGCUGAAGAUAUCAUAUUGGCACAUCCUGGACUCCCAGCGGGUCUUCCCUCCACCUCUCAACAGGAGAAGCCUCGCAAACGUCCCCUUCUAAUCAGGAUGUUUUCCACCAUCUCCAUAGGCCUAUCCAAGCCAUUCAAACGGUUUUCAAAGCUAGCUUAAUACAACAAUUUCCUUUAAUACAGUAAUAUUUGCAUUGAAUUGAUGGCCUUUGUCUUCUUUUGUGUUGCCCUGUUAACACAUUUGAUUAGAAAAUACAUAGUAUAUUUAGUUUAGUUUAUUAUGCAGUCAUAGUCACGGUGUAGGCUAAACAUAGUAAUGUUGUCCUGAAUAAUGUAUAUAACAUGCACCCCCCACCCACCCACACACAGUGUGAUUCAUUGAACACACACACAUAGUACUUCAGAUAUGUCCCACAACCAACAUUCAACCAGAUAUCAAUGAUUCAGUGUAAAAUACAUGUACUGUAAAAUAAACCGUAUUUAAUUUACAACCAAUAAAAUAAUACAUGAUGCAGGACA
Oncorhynchus kisutch (coho salmon) is the source of this 5270-nucleotide messenger RNA. RefSeq lists its product as uncharacterized. Bases 415 to 4911 code for a protein of 1498 amino acids. The record is from RefSeq and is a predicted model, not a curated record. NCBI's taxonomy places the organism in Eukaryota, Metazoa, Chordata, Actinopteri, Salmoniformes, Salmonidae. The transcript has 8 exons.